CAAAACUGUUUCCCUAUAUAUAAAAUUACAUUCAGUGCCUUAAAAUACCAGUUAGUGGCUUGUCUUCAUAGCAGCAGGUUGCAAACUCAUCCUGUCUACAUGUCAAGUCAAUCUGAUAAUGAUUUUAUCACUUAUUGCUAUUGAUUAUUUUUUGGAAGAUUAGUGACUGUUUUUUAAUCCUCAACAGGAGCAAAUGCUAAGAGCUUUUUGCCAUCUAUCCUUGUGAAAUUGAACUGUAUAUAGAUGGUUAAUGGAAGUCUGAUAAUAAGUCUAAUUGUUGGGGAUCUUUAUUUAAUUGCAAAGCAAAGAUUUUUGCUCCUAGUGCAAUCACCCUCUGCAUCACACAACUAUUCACAGUCUGACUACAGAUCUAGAUUGUGACUAAUAUUUGGCUCUGAUAUUAUAGGUGGUUACCGUGGAGAGAAUCAGUAAGAGCACAAUUGUCAUUUCCUUGGAAAAAUUUAGUAUCCAGAUGGAUCCCAACACUGAGCUGCAUUGGUGUCCAAAACUAAUGGGGAUUUUUGCUAAAUAAGGCCUGACUCAGCCAAAAAAAUAGACUCUAAAUAGAGAACUCUGUAUCGUGUGUGGCUCCCAAAAGUAUAUUUACCCAAGUACUGAAAGCAUUGGCACACUAGAGGUUUCCUAAUAGAGACAUGAUAAAAAGACAUUUAUUAAUUAAAACACACAUUGAUAUUUUGUCUUUAUGAAAUGAGGCAAUGAAAUUAUUCAAUGCUGCCGUACAUUUACAAAGGUUCAGUUACAAAAUUUAAUCAUUCGUACUUCCUUAUUUAGCUAAAAUAAAUAAGGUAAAGAUUCUAAUCAGAUUGAGAAGCUGCUUGUUAAAAUCAUUAACAUUUCUCAAACUGUCUCCUUCAAGAAAUAAGUCUACAUCUUGCAGUCCCCAGGAAGAAAGGUUGCUGGUGAAACGAUGUGGAGAGAGCCUGGGAUACAUUUAUAAUGUACCCCAACCUCCACAGCAAAAUUUAUACAGUCAAUUAUAAACUUAUAACUCUGCUCUCAUAUAUUUAAGGAUUUUCCUCUCCUAUCAAACUAUUUUGGCCUGUCAUGCAUUCAUUUAAUUCAAAGUAAAACAUUAAAGUAAAACAAUACAGUAAAACAACAGCAAUCCAAGUUCCAGAAAAAAAAUAGCAUCCCUUUCUGGGUUAAUGACUGUUAAACUGAGCUCAUUACCAGGGGGGAAAAAUGUGUUGCCUCUCUGAAUUCAUAUAAUUUCUUAGCCAUCUACCAUACACCAACUGAAUCAUAAUAAAGGAGAGAAAAUAUAUAAAUGAUUGAUUUCCUCAUUCCAUUUAGGCUUAAUAUGUUUUAAGGGACUAAUUAGAUCUCUGACUGUUUUUUUUAAUAAAUCCAGGAGGAAGCACAUUUCAGAAGAAGCUUACUGAAGUGGAGCGAGCUGUUAACUCAUUCUCCGUCCUUUAGCUAACAUACAGUUAAUUUGUCUAUCUCCAGGUUCUUUUUGCUCCGGACUACAGCCUGGGUUCUUAUACAUACGCCCAUCUAUUUUACAGAGUUAAUUCAAGCGGUUUAAAAAUAAUGCAUGACUUAAUAAAAAUGUAAGUAGACCUCCUUUGAGGGAGGCAUUAUUCCCACAUACAUGGCAACAAGAGUUGAUAACAAGGCUUGAUGGAUUGUAUAAUCUCAGCAAAUGAAAAGAAACAGCCGCAGCAUUUGGCUAGCAGAACAGUCACACCGCGUGCAUGACCUAUUCCACGCCCUUUUAAUUUAAAUGUCUUGCUCCAUGCUAAGAAAGGAGGCACACUUAGUAACCCAGGAUUAAGUACGUAUCUGAAAAAUCUAAGCAAACAUAUUUCACCAGCACCUCCUAGGGGCCACGUGAGGAUAUGAAAAAAGAGGGUGGGUACCCGCGCCGAGCUUUCCUCCAAUUGUCAGUUUCUCCUCUUCUACACAUUAAAAAUCCACCCGGCUCUGCCGUUCAGAACGUGAUCUAGUUUGGGAAAGUAGUCUGGCGACUCGAGGAGGCCUUUAGAGGUUUUAAGCAAACUGUACAAAAGACACUUGAGGAAACAAACAUUUAAAAAAAAAAAAAAAACUCAGUGGCAGGAAAACACUCCUAAAUAUAUCCUGUCCUCUAGGAGCAAACCUAUGUUACGACACCAAAAUGCUCAGAGUUAAUUUGCACUUACUCUUAGAUUUACACCCACAAAGACACACACACGGAUUAAUUGGUAAAAGUUCCAGGAUCCAGGCCCCGGCACCACUGAGGCUGAUUUGUAAGGGUCUGCAUGCUCUUGCGUGGUUCUUGGGAGUGAGGGCUGGGAGGCGCUCAUGAGAGGGCUGAUCUGAGUGUCUGUAGGAGUUGCUGUUCCAGAAAAUUCAUUACUCUCCUAAUUGUUCUGAUUUUAGAUCAGCAGAGCGUGCCAGGCGGUGGUGAAGAAAGAGAUUGAGGGCGGAUGAGGCGAGAGGGAAGGAGUCGUUCACCCUUCAGAUAAAUCUAGGCACUUUGACGCCUUCUCUGGAUGUCAACUGAGUUACUAAGGCAACUCUACAUGUCAGGAGACAGACCUUGGUAGAACUCCAAGGCUCCUGGAGACACUCAUCUUCUCCUCAUUUGUUAUUAUUAUUUUUUUUGUGUGUGUGUUCUCACUGAACAUUCAAAACUGUUUCUCCAAAGGGUUUUGCAAAAACUGAGACUGUUUUCCAAAGCAGAAGCACUGGAGUCCCCAGCAGACGCGAUGGGCAGUGUGCGCACCAACCGCUACAGCAUCGUGUCUUCAGAAGAGGACGGCAUGAAGUUGGCCACCAUGGCCGUCGCCAACGGCUUUGGGAAUGGGAAGAGUAAGGUCCACACGCGACAACAGUGCCGGAGCCGCUUCGUGAAGAAAGACGGCCACUGCAACGUCCAGUUCAUCAACGUGGGCGAGAAGGGACAGCGGUACCUGGCGGACAUCUUCACGACCUGCGUGGACAUCCGCUGGCGGUGGAUGCUGGUUAUCUUCUGCCUGGCUUUUGUGCUUUCGUGGCUGUUUUUCGGCUGCGUGUUUUGGUUGAUCGCUCUGCUGCACGGCGACCUGGAUGCGUCCCGGGAGAGCAAAGCCUGCGUGUCCGAGGUCAACAGCUUCACGGCCGCCUUCCUUUUCUCCAUCGAGACCCAGACGACCAUAGGCUACGGCUUCAGGUGCGUCACGGACGAGUGCCCGGUGGCCGUGUUCAUGGUGGUCUUCCAGUCCAUCGUGGGCUGCAUCAUCGACGCCUUCAUCAUCGGCGCCGUCAUGGCCAAGAUGGCGAAGCCCAAGAAGCGGAACGAGACGCUGGUCUUCAGCCACAACGCGGUGAUCGCGAUGAGGGACGGCAAGCUGUGCUUGAUGUGGCGCGUGGGCAACCUGCGCAAGAGCCACCUGGUGGAGGCUCACGUGCGUGCGCAGCUGCUCAAAUCCAGAAUCACCUCCGAAGGGGAGUACAUCCCCCUGGACCAGAUAGACAUCAACGUGGGCUUCGACAGCGGCAUCGACCGCAUCUUUCUCGUGUCCCCCAUCACCAUAGUCCACGAGAUCGACGAGGACAGCCCUCUGUACGAUUUGAGCAAACAGGACAUCGACAACGCAGACUUUGAAAUCGUGGUGAUCCUGGAAGGCAUGGUGGAAGCCACGGCCAUGACCACCCAGUGCCGGAGCUCUUACCUGGCCAAUGAAAUCCUCUGGGGCCACCGCUACGAGCCUGUCCUGUUCGAGGAGAAACAUUACUACAAAGUGGACUACUCGAGGUUCCACAAAACCUACGAAGUCCCCAACACCCCCCUUUGUAGUGCCAGGGACUUAGCAGAAAAGAAAUACAUCCUCUCCAAUGCUAACUCAUUUUGCUACGAAAAUGAAGUUGCCCUCACUAGCAAAGAGGAAGACGAUAGUGAAAACGGGGUUCCAGACAGCAGGAGUACGGACACGCCCCCUGACCUAGACCUUCACAACCAGGCCAGCGUCCCUCUAGAGCCCAGGCCGUUAAGGCGAGAGUCGGAGAUAUGACUUGACUGAUUUCCUUCUCUGGAAUAUUCACUUUACAACACAGUCUGUUGGACAGAGGCCCAAAACAGUGAUGCAGACGACGGUACUGGUGACGAGCUGGGUCGAUCAAGCGGCCCCCAAGGGACUGAGGCAGGCACAGUGGUUUCAAAGGAAGACUGUAAGCCUGAUGAUUAACGUGAGCACUAAAGGUGCCUCUCCGUGACCCGAUGGCACAUAUUAUGUUGUAGAAUAAGUUAUGGAUUUUUUUUUUUUUUAUGUUUUUGUUUUAUGUUUUUACAAAACUUGAACUUGCAGGCAAGCCUUGGUUGGGUAUUUGACUUAUCCAGAAUGCUUCUCUAUAGGGAACAAGAAUGUUUUUAAUGGCAUAACAAAGGCAAGACUCUGCCUUAAUCUUUGAAAAGCUGCUAACUACAUGAACACAAAUUGUAUUUUUGUUGCAGUGUAGUUUUUUUUUUUUUAAUUUUGUGUAAUUUUAAAGUCAGUGUUGAACUUUGUUGAAAGUUCACCAUGUGCUUCAAAGUGGCAAGUAUUUGGGUAUUAAUUGCCUAAAAGGAGAGCCUGAUAUUUUGAGGCCAGUAAUUUGUUUGCUAGAAUUGAUUUUCUCUCUCUCUCUCUCUCUCUUUCUUUGGUUACAUAAGGGCAUUAUGUAACACUAGCCAAAUGGUAGCCUCCGGGUUGUUUGUUUGUUUUGUUGUUUUCCUCCAUGAUGUUAAUGGGUUAUCUCAAAUUUUAAGUUAGACUACCUAAAAUAAAUACCAAAGAUAAUGCAUAUUUUUGCACAAUGAAGCUUAUACUAAAUAAAGAAACAAAGCCCCACGGGCUGCCUUGAUAUCAAGAGACAAUAACUUUGAACCUCAGCAAGACCCUGAACCACUGGUUCUUUUUGCACCUUAUUCAGAAAACACAGCGUUGUACACACAGAGUCCAGUAAGUGUAGUGCUUUUGAAAUUUUGUUCUUUCAUGUAAACUUUCUUAAUUGAAGAGGAAGAAGAAGAAGAAAGGAGAAGUACAACUCACAAACACACCCUGUCUUUCCUGCGGGGUGGUGUAGGCCAGGCUGAUGCGUACGCUGAGAGAUGGUGAUGUGCGCUUUCUGAUUGCGUGGGUUUUCCCUUUCUGCACAUUCCAAACUGUAUUCUGUAGGAUCAGAUCUUCACUAAACCUUGGUGGCAUCCUGGCAUCCUCAAGAACUGAGCCAUCCAAUGUGAAAGAUGAAUAGGUUGACAUCACUGCUGCUGAGUUCAUUGUCCUGUCAGGACAUCACCAGCUCCACGCUCUCUUAAAGAGAGAAAGAUGCCAGGCCUGGCCUCCAGGCUGCUUCUUCUCAUCAGUCUGGAGUGACUUCUGCAGGGUCAGAGAGGCUAACAAAUGCUAAAGCCGGGAUGCAAAGAGGUGUGGACAAGCCACUUUGAUGCAGCACUUCAGAUAAAGUAUUCAGGAGGGACAGGAAAACUUGUCUUUUUUUUAUGGCAGAGGGGAGGAGUGAAAGUGCCUCAGGAUUUUCGGGUCAAAGAGAGCCAUAAAAAUUAACAUAAUCACAAAUAAAAGAGAUAAUAGUGUAAAGGGAUUAUUUUCUGUGUGUAAACUCAUGAUUGAAUGUGAGCUGACUCUGUCUUCUGUGGGGCUCCUAGAGCAGCUUACAAAAGAAGGAUGCAUUGUUUUCCAGAAGCUUCUCCUGCCUGGUGGGACCCUGUUGCUCGGACACUUUUUUUUUUCUUUUUCGUUCCCUGCUCUAACUCAAAGAUGGAGCUCUUUUUUUGGUUUAACGUUCCCUGUUUGUGAAUUCUGGGGUUAUUGACUUUUUAAUUGGAGUCUCCAAAUCAGCUCUUUUAUGGUAUUAUAUCCCUGUAUGCCAUUAAAAAACAGCUUGUUCUAGGGUUAUGUAUUUGCUAAUUGGAUGCUUCUGAUGAGCUCUGGUUCUUGAACAGCCAUAUCCGAGUGCAGUGCCUGCAACACAUAAUGACAGUUUCUGCUGUUUUCAGCCUUCCACUUUGAUGGGUUUGCGAGCCAUGGUGUUAUUUUCAUUGAAACCAAGAAAGAGACGCAAAGCAAGUGGAUGUUAUUUUAGACCCAAAUUUUAAGGCAGGUUUGGGAAGUUGUUUAAAGAGUUAAAGGAAUUGGAGAUUAAGUGGACAAGAGAACUCCCAGAAGAGAUAACAAUUUGGUCUUUGAUAGCGAGACGGUAUAUUGAGGGCUUCAGCUGCUGCUAUUAUGAUGUUUUUGUAAAGGAAACUCAUCAAGCCAAAGAGUAUUCAGUGAUAUGUCAAUUAAAUGAAGAUGCAGUGGAGAAUGAGGUGGGGGGGACCACAAAAGAGGCUCUCCCCCCAAACACACAGUGCUACCACUUAAAAAAAGACUUCAGAUAUAUGAAAGAGGAUGGGUGUGGGGGCAAGAAAGAGGGAGAGAAAUCUUUCAACCUAUUUCUGAAAAAGAAAAAAAAAAGUCUAAAAUUUCUGGUGCACAAGUUUGUUUUUUUUUUCAAGAAAAUUUUGCAGAAGCUAUGUUUUUAAAAGUGUACAUUUUAUAAAGUUUAUCAGAUAUUUUCAUAUUUAAAGCCAAAUGUAAAUAGAAAUCUGUAAAGGGAAAACAAUUGCCAUAGGAAGUAUAAUGUCAGUGCAGCAAUUUCGGAGAGCUAGUACCUAUAUGCUACUGGUUAGCAUGGUUUUAGCAAAUAUUUACCAGCCUUAUAAGGUUUGUAUUGCUAUGUUCUUCUGUUAUUUAUUUCAGCAUGGACUGUUCAUUCGAAAGCUUUUUCCAGUUAUUAGCAUUUUAACAAUUACAAGCUUUAAAUGGCAUUUUUUUUUUUUUUUUUUUUUUGUCAAGAGCCAAGACGUAGGUAAUGCACAACACUUACUGCUGCAUUUUACCUUCAAAAUAUCUGUCUUCAUCGACUGGAUCUCUGUCACCAGUGUAUACAUGUGAUUAGAGUGCAGAUGGAAGGGGCUCACCAAGAAUAUCUGAGGGGCAAUUCCUAGAUGCUUGUUGCUUCUCUAUUGCAAACAAAACCCUGUUGAAUUUACUUAGAAUUUAUUCCCUUUUAUAGAAUUGUUACCCAUAUCUGGAUGGGCGCUAUAUUUUGAGAGGGGGGAAGUCAUAAAUUUCAGGUUAUCCUAUUUUUAAAUAAAAUGUAGACAAAGUGAAUUCUAUUUUGAAUACCGAGAAAGGAAUAGUUUUGUAUCCCUCUAAGAGUAUACUUGAAUCAGACAUUAGAAGGAUGUCACCAUAGCAUUGCUGUCAUUUCCGAAUUCCUAGACUAAGUUUGCUUUACAUUGUUUUUGUUUUGUUUUCUUUCUUCCCUUUACUCUCCUGUCCCAAAUCUUGGUGUGUAUUUGAUGAGCUUUGUCAUCCAAAUCAUGUUCCCCUUGCAAAUAAUGGGUGUAAUUUCGUAUUUUAUAAUAAGCUGCUCAGUAAAGGCAAAAAGCUUGUCCUGAGAAGUAGAGUGAGUUCUUUCCACUCUGUGUCUAAUAACAUAAAGGUGAAAAAAAAAAAAAGUGUUGAGCAGACACCUCCCCAUCCUCAACCCUCAGUGAACCAGAAUCUCUUUUCUAGUCCUAAUGUUGGGUUUUAGCUCUGGGCUCUGGCAAAUUGAACAAUCCCGGCCUUUGAGAAUCCUGAUAGUUAUUAUUUCCCAUUUGCCGUCUUUUUUGUACCUAAAGUCUUCCUCUUGUACUGCACAAACCAUGGAUUGUACAUAUUUUUAUAUAUUAUGUCUUAUUUUAUUAUUUCUAAAUAAAAAUUAAAAAAUG
Nycticebus coucang (slow loris) is the source of this 7744-nucleotide messenger RNA. RefSeq names its product potassium inwardly rectifying channel subfamily J member 2 (gene KCNJ2). The record is from RefSeq and is a predicted model, not a curated record. Gene Ontology annotation, molecular function: inward rectifier potassium channel activity. Gene Ontology annotation, cellular component: plasma membrane. Gene Ontology annotation, biological process: regulation of monoatomic ion transmembrane transport; potassium ion import across plasma membrane. The transcript is spliced from 2 exons. NCBI's taxonomy places the organism in Eukaryota, Metazoa, Chordata, Mammalia, Primates, Lorisidae. The coding region runs from base 2715 to 3998 and encodes 427 amino acids.